Messenger RNA from Brachypodium distachyon (stiff brome), 695 nucleotides. Its product is annotated as DNA-binding protein S1FA. Bases 179 to 421 code for a protein of 80 amino acids. Gene Ontology annotation, cellular component: nucleus. NCBI's taxonomy places the organism in Eukaryota, Viridiplantae, Streptophyta, Magnoliopsida, Poales, Poaceae. The record is from RefSeq and is a predicted model, not a curated record. Gene Ontology annotation, molecular function: DNA binding. Gene Ontology annotation, biological process: regulation of DNA-templated transcription. The transcript has 3 exons.
AAAAUAAAGUAAUGACGUGGCGUAGAAACUUCCCAACAAAACAAUCUCCACGCGGGGAAGACGUCAAUACGAGCAAAGAAAAGGGGGGAGAUCGUAAGAACGCCACAGAAGAGUCCCAGGUGCCUGCGCAAGAGGUUCAGAAGGUGGUGGUGCCUCUGGUUCAGAUCUCGUUCCUGCCAUGGCGGAGCAGUUCGGGGAUUCGGCGAACAAUGUAAUCAUCGAAGAGGCCAACAAGGGUCUGAACCCUGGAAUGAUUGUUCUGCUUGUGGUUGCGACCUUUCUGCUGCUUUUCUUUGUCGGGAACUAUGCGCUCUACCUGUAUGCGCAGAAGACACUCCCUCCUAAGAAGAAGAAGCCAGUCUCCAAGAAGAAGCUCAAGAGGGAAAAGCUGAAGCAAGGGGUUUCUGCACCAGGAGAGUGAAGAGAUCCAUCAGUUUCUCAUGUUAAUUGUUUUAUCCUGGCUCCUACUUUACCUGAUAAAAAUAUACCAGCUGGAGCUGCAGUGUUCAGUGACUAUUAUGUAGAAACUUUGUCUUGAGUGGUACAUUGGUAUUGUCGACAACCUUGUUUCAGCAAACUGAUAAACCUUAGCCUAAACUGAGCUGUUCUGCUGUUCUUGGUUUACAAUUUUGUUUGGUCAUCUUAUGUAGUAGACUUCUGAAACCUGUCUAGCCUUUUGCAGUCUGUUGUUUUCA